AUGGGCAACGUGGCUGCCUCUUGCUUCUACCCCAACCCAGAGCAGCAGAACGCCAACACUCGACUCGAUCUCGUCCAAUCGACCAGCAGCAGCAGCAUGAUGAUGAUGAUGAAGCUCCUCUUCGCCCUUCUCCUGGCCAGCUGCCUCCUCGCCGUGGCUCAUGCCGACGCCACUACCGCCAACAACGUUGUUGUGGGCACGACCGCGACCAAGGUGGUGGAGCCCGUUAUCGUGAGCAAGACAGCCGUCGUUUCGGCCGGCGGUGCGCUGCGGCCCUUCUCCUACCUGUGGUGA
This is a messenger RNA of Acanthamoeba castellanii str. Neff, 294 nucleotides long. RefSeq lists its product as uncharacterized. NCBI's taxonomy places the organism in Eukaryota, Discosea, Longamoebia, Acanthamoebidae. The transcript has 2 exons. The coding region runs from base 1 to 294 and encodes 97 amino acids. The record is from RefSeq and is a predicted model, not a curated record.